CCAGAAGGCUCCGGGCCAUUCACAAAGCGCAGCGCUUCUCGGGCAUGCGCAGUGGGCACCCGGCUGUCACAGAAGCCGCCGCGGGAAGAAGGAAAGACAACUCCGCGGAAGUGGGAGCGGGCACCUGUCAAAUUCAGGUCCCUGCUCCCCCUCCCUCCCCAAAGGUCCGCAGUCUCUGGUAAUCUCUUUUACUUCUCUGGUCAUCUCCUGUACUGUGUCCGCAGUCUCUGGUCAUCUCCUGUACUGUGUCCGCAGUCUCUGAUCAUCUCCUGUACUGUGUCCGCAGUCCAUUGGUUCAGAAUAUUUUUUUUUAUUGUUUUUCU
Molecule: messenger RNA, 323 nt
Organism: Staurois parvus
Lineage: Eukaryota; Metazoa; Chordata; Amphibia; Anura; Ranidae
Source: the annotation of a GenBank genome assembly